This is a messenger RNA of Prunus armeniaca (apricot), 207 nucleotides long. The record is from the annotation of a GenBank genome assembly. Lineage: Eukaryota; Viridiplantae; Streptophyta; Magnoliopsida; Rosales; Rosaceae.
AUGAACGACCCAAAGUAUGGUUAUCCCUACCCUGCUCAAGGUCAAGGAGGUUAUUACCAAGGCCCGCCAGUAAUGGCACCUCCACAGUAUGCUGCUCCACCACCCAGGAGAGAACCAGGCUUCCUUGAGGGAUGUCUUGCUGCUCUGUGUUGCUGCUGCCUUAUUGACGAGUGUUGCUGCGAUCCCUCCGUCCUCUUUUUCUUUUAG